This is a messenger RNA of Culicoides brevitarsis, 1667 nucleotides long. RefSeq lists its product as uncharacterized. The record is from RefSeq and is a predicted model, not a curated record. The coding region runs from base 61 to 1458 and encodes 465 amino acids. The transcript has 4 exons. NCBI's taxonomy places the organism in Eukaryota, Metazoa, Arthropoda, Insecta, Diptera, Ceratopogonidae.
UUCAAAGCAGAUCAGAAAAUAUUUUUUUUGAACCAUCAAAAGUUUUCGAAAAUCAUCAAAAUGUGGUCUCAGACCCAAUUAUGGAUACUUUUGAUAACGACAAUUGCAGGAAUUUAUGCAGAAAAUACAUUUGACAGUUGUGAAAAAGCUGUGUUUUUGGAUCAUAAUUUGCAACAAUUACCGCCGAUAUGUUCUACAGAUCGCACACAAAGUGAUGACCCUGCUCUCAAAAAAGUCGCUGAAAACCGGUUAUCCACGCAAAUCUUCGGCAUCAUCGAACAUUACAAACAAACAGAUCCCGUUGGUCUUCCCGGCGUCCCGAUACCCGACCCAAUGCCCAUUCCCGAUAUCAAAAGUUCCAUUUCACUCGUGCAUCUCAACAUGAAGAACGUUCUUUCAUAUGGAUUGUCCAAAUUCCGCAUCAAACACAUCAAAACGGAUUUGAAGCUGUUACAGGUGAAGGCAGGCGUGCAAAUUGACGAACUUGUCUUGCGGGGAAACUACACAAUGAGUACGCUUUUUAGUCGGUCCAGUGGUCCCUUUAAGAUUCUCAUCACCGACGUUUAUGUGCAGGGUAAUGCAACGUUAGCUGUCGAAAUGGACGGGAAAAUUCGCACGCAAGAUAUCAAGAUGGACGUUAAGUUUGCCGAUAUGAACAUGAAUUUUGAGAAUUUGGGGUUGAUGGGGUCGGUGUUUCAAGGUAUCGCAAAUAGUGCGUCGAAUAUAAUUUUUGAUACGGUUAAGCCUCUGAUGUUAAAGGAAGCGUACGAGAAAAUUCGCAAGGAAAUCGAUACAAAUUUGGAGAAUGCAAUUGCUGACAAUACUUUCCCGAAUUCCAUUUCGCCACUUGACAUGGCGAUUGCCGAGGGACGGAAGAAAGUGCGGAACAUGGGAUACGAUCCGUACAAAAUUAAGGAUUAUAAUCACACAAUGGGAGUUUUUGGCGUGGAAAUGAGCAACACUUGGGUUAGAGGAGUAUCUUCCUUUUAUCGAGAGGGAAAUAUUACUGUGGAAAUUGAAAAUAAUGUCCUCAUAAUCGGAAUGCAAGUGGGCACACAAGAAAUAAUGGGAUCCACUCAAUGGGAAGUCAACAUUGGCAAAGGAAUGGUAACUCGAGCAGGUCACGUCAAAUUUACAGUGCAGCAUUUCAAAGUCUCUGUUGUCCUUCGUCAAUCCCUGGAUUUGCGAAAUCGUGCCAAACUUGAUGACUUACAGCUCGAACUGGGAAAUAUUCAAGUCAGAUGUGAUGGUGCCGGAACACUAGAUUACGUGUUGGAGCUCGUUGUUAAUAUCCUACCGAAUUUGCUGCGAUACCAAAUAAUGGAUGCCUUGGAAAAUCCAAUUAGAAGUCGCAUUCAAGACGAAAUGGAUAAAAUUGACGUAGAGAAAGUGCUAAAAGAGAAGGUGCUUGAGUACGAAAAGUUGGGUGUCAAUAUGAAUUUUGACUUGCCAUUUUAAUUAGAAAACGGCAAAAACAAAAUGCAGCAAAACAUCGCUCACAAUGCAGUUGUGACAAAAUAAUUGUCAAAUGAUUUCAAAACUCGAGACACAAACUUUAAUAUUGUGUGACAUGUCAAAGAUUCAAUAAAGAUUACCUUGUCCCCUUGUCCCAAUUGGCACGUAAGCAAAAAUUUUGUAAUUCCAUAUAGCUUGCUUGCUAACCUCAA